UCUCCGGUCAGCGGUGUCUUUAAAGGCUCCGGCAGAGCGAAUGGACGAGAACCUCACCACCGGUAGCAGACGUUAAUACCAUGCCGACGAGUGAUGGCCCCAGCCACUUUCCGGUCUUUGUGGCUCCGCCCCACGGCAACCACCAGAGGUCUCCAGGUUAUGUCCCCGGGCGGGUGGCUCCAGUCCGCUCGCCGCCACCUGCCAAAGCUCCACCGCCUCCACCGAUGAAACCUCACGGACCCCCGCCAGAGCGACGAGCCACCUUCAACCUGUCAGAGGAGAACCAGCGAAGGGAGCGCGCUCAGAGCCUCCAGCAACGAAAGAACACAUUUAUCUGUUUUGGAGUGUCGAUCGGGGCUUUCUUCUUCACCCUCAUCCUCGUCUUUAGUCUCUCAAGCGGAGAUGUGUUAGACGAGAAUUGUCCGGACCACAAUCUAUUACUUAGAAGCUGGAACCCGGGCCACCAACCAGGGAAGGAUGGUAUUGUCAGGAGGGGACAUUUGUUUAAAUUGGAUGCUUCUGCCACCUUCAAUACACUAACCAUCCAGUCAGGAGGUCAGGUAGUUUUCGCAGACAACGCUGACGGCUCCAAAAACAUAACCUUGAGAACACGUCACAUCCUUAUAGAAGAUGGCGGCGCCCUUCACAUCGGUGCUCCCAAAUGCCGUUACCGUUCUCGUGCCACCAUUGCCCUUGUGGGCCGCUCGGACGACAAGGCAGUCCCUGAAGUGCCUGACUUCGGCCGCAAGUUCAUAGGAGUCAUGAGAGGUGGGACUCUGGAGCUACAUGGUACUGAGAGAGUUUCCUGGUCUCUGCUGACCCGAACUGUCCCGGCCUCCGGCCUGACCACAGGGGGUUAUGCCUUCCAACGGAACUUCAGCAGGGGCAUCAACCUGCGCGUUGUCGACCAGGACACCGCUGCGAGGCUGUUCUCUGAACGCUACGACACGCACGAGUCUCGUAAUGACAGCCGCCGGCUCACCCAGCUGCUGCGGACCCUGCCAGUGGGCCGCAUUGUCACACUGGCUGUAGGAGACUCUGCUGUCAAAAGUCUUCUGGAUGAAACAAAGAAGGCCAUUGAAGAAAGGCUCGGCAGUAGAUUCGUCUAUGAUCUCAAAUACAGACAGGCGUGGGCUUUGGUCUCCGUGGUAGGUGGUGGUAAUGCAUCCUGCUCAGAGGACGUUAGGGAACAUGAAAACCACGACACAGGAGGGAGAGCUCUGGCAAAAAGAAACUUCACCACUGUGGAUGGAGUAGGCUUCUCGGUCACUGCCUACAGCGAGUGGAAGAAUGGUUUUCCCAUCUCAGGCUUCCAUGUGGAUGCUGUGGACCAGGUGGUGCUGAACCUGCAGGACAAAGUGCAGCAGACUUGGCAACCUGGGGAUCAGAUUGUAGUUGCCAGCACAGACUACUCCAUGCACCAGGCAGAAGAGUUUACCUUGUUGCCCUGCUCUCACUGCCGCAGCAGGCAGGUCAGGAUACAAG
Messenger RNA from Anoplopoma fimbria (sablefish), 1485 nucleotides. Its product is annotated as cell surface hyaluronidase-like. The transcript has 6 exons. The annotation marks the transcript as partial. The record is from RefSeq and is a predicted model, not a curated record. NCBI's taxonomy places the organism in Eukaryota, Metazoa, Chordata, Actinopteri, Perciformes, Anoplopomatidae.